Molecule: messenger RNA, 1656 nt
Organism: Styela clava
Lineage: Eukaryota; Metazoa; Chordata; Ascidiacea; Stolidobranchia; Styelidae
Product: DNA repair protein RAD51 homolog A
Biological process (GO): mitotic recombination-dependent replication fork processing; chromosome organization involved in meiotic cell cycle; DNA recombinase assembly
Cellular component (GO): condensed nuclear chromosome
Molecular function (GO): ATP-dependent DNA damage sensor activity; double-stranded DNA binding; ATP hydrolysis activity
Source: RefSeq, a predicted model, not a curated record
GUUAUGGUUCAGUGGAUCUAAAGCGCGAGAUUUGUUUUGGUAGAUCGUCUCGUCUUAUUUUAGUAUUACUGUAUUCUGAGAUAUCGCAGGCGUCGUUCGCAAACCCUUAUUUCAGUAAAUAUGGCAAUGCAAGUACACGAACAACAGGAAGAUGCCGAAGAAGAGGAGGUUAUGGGCCCACUUCCCAUCGCAAAAUUAGAGCAAUGUGGAAUAAGUGCAAGUGAUAUAAGGAAACUUUCAGAAAAUGGAUACCAUUCUGUGGAAGCACUUGCUUAUGCUACGAAGAAGGAACUUGUUGGAGUAAAAGGAAUAAGUGAAGCAAAAGCUGAGAAAUUGACGCUUGAAGCAGCGAAAUUAGUGCCGAUGGGUUUUACAACUGCGACAGAAUUUCAUCAAAGGAGAUCGGAAAUAAUCCAAGUAACUACGGGAUCAAAAGAAUUAGAUAAGUUAUUACAAGGUGGAAUUGAGACUGGAUCAAUAACAGAACUCUUCGGAGAGUUCAGAACAGGAAAAUCACAAAUUUGUCACACAAUUGCUGUUACAUGCCAGUUACCUGUUGACCAAGGAGGUGGCGAAGGUAAAUGUAUGUACAUUGAUACUGAAGGUACUUUUCGACCUGAACGAUUGCUUGCUGUAGCUGAAAGAUAUGGAUUAAGUGGUUCAGAUGUACUUGAUAAUGUUGCCUAUGCAAGAGCAUACAACAGUGAUCAUCAAACACAACUUUUGGUUCAAGCUGCUGCUAUGAUGUCAGAAACGAGGUAUGCUCUACUUAUUAUAGACAGUGCAACAGCUUUGUAUAGAACUGAUUACAGUGGUCGAGGUGAAUUAUCUGCUCGGCAAAUGCAUCUUGCCAGAUUUUUACGGACAUUACUACGACUUGCUGAUGAGUUUGGUGUUGCCGUGGUAAUCACAAACCAAGUUGUAGCUCAAGUAGAUGGCGGAGCCAUGUUCUGCGCGGAUCCAAAGAAGCCAAUCGGAGGGAACAUAAUGGCUCAUGCUUCAACUACAAGACUCUAUCUACGUAAAGGAAGAGGAGAGACAAGGAUUUGUAAAGUUUAUGAUUCUCCUUGCUUGCCAGAAUCAGAAGCCAUGUUUGCAAUUAAUGCAGAUGGAAUUGGUGACGCAAAAGACUAGAUUAAUAGAUCUAGUCUUUUGAUUACAUCAAGACUUGAUCACUUAAUAAGUCCUUGUUUUAAGGUUUUUAUAAACAGUCUGGUUCUUACAGAAUUCUAGCCUAAAGGGCACAAAGAGAUUGUUAACGAUUAUGAUCAUUUGUUCUCUUGAAAUGCUUCCGUUUUUGUGAAAUAUAUCUCUUUUCCGUUCCAUCUGACUGACCACUUUGGGCUGACUGAAACUACUGUACCUUGCCACUUGGUGAACUGUAAAAUCUUACGCGUCUUAUGGAAAAUUAAAAGUGCAGGCAUCCCGUGGCUUAGAAUUUUUAUUAAACGAUUGUCUGUGUUUCUGUUCUAAUUUUCUCGUCACAAACCUCUCACAGAGCCUAGAAUUUUAAUUACUUUUAUUCAAAUGGUGUUUGUUUUUUAUUCACUCAUUUUUAGCCUUACAGUGAGGUAACGCCAUCCCUCUGCUGACACUGCCUGGUUUUUUCAUGAUUUAUUGAACUUCUCUUUCAAAUAUACUUCUAUUUGUACAGCA